Messenger RNA from Pseudoliparis swirei, 3128 nucleotides. It is a transcript of the gene rnf8, whose product is annotated as ring finger protein 8, E3 ubiquitin protein ligase. Bases 63 to 1637 code for a protein of 524 amino acids. Gene Ontology annotation, biological process: protein K48-linked ubiquitination; ubiquitin-dependent protein catabolic process; double-strand break repair. Gene Ontology annotation, cellular component: site of double-strand break; cytosol; ubiquitin ligase complex. Gene Ontology annotation, molecular function: histone binding; ubiquitin protein ligase activity. NCBI's taxonomy places the organism in Eukaryota, Metazoa, Chordata, Actinopteri, Perciformes, Liparidae. The record is from RefSeq and is a predicted model, not a curated record. The transcript has 9 exons.
UGUAGCAUCAAACUGUUAGCGAUUAAUUCAAGUCGUAUUAGCCGCUGACAGAAUGAGAUAAGAUGGAAACUGUAACGACGGACUCGGCUGCGGCUGAGGAGGACGACUGUUCAGACUCAGAGGUUUCAUGUUUAAUGAGAGUCGGAAGAAAUUCAGACUGGCUUCGCUUGUUCGAAAACACUGAGGUCACCAUCGGACGUGGGAUGGAAGUGACCCACCAGCUGCUGUCUCCAAGUUGUCCUCUGAUGAUCUCCAGACUACACUGUGCUGUCAAACAGAGGGAAGAUGGACAGUGGGCAGUGACAGACAAAAAGAGUCUCAACGGCGUGUGGGUGAAUGGAAACCGCGUUCCCUCGGAAGAAUCCCAUCAGCUGAGGCUCGGAGACUCCGUACAAUUCGGCGUUCCUUCCACUUCAUCCACAGAAGUGGAGUUUGACUACAUCUUUGUCCAGCGGCCCCUGAAAGACAUUAAACACCACUUGACAAAGGGACAUAAAGAAGGCGCUAAAGCAGCCCUCGUUUCCAAGACGACUAAGAGGAAGUUGACUGUGGAAGAAGUUGAGCCGUCGACCUCGAAGCCCAAGCUCUACCGCUGCUCUUCUGCAGACAAGUCAUUUGCAAAGCCCUGCCCUCUGUCACCAGUGAUGCGACAGCAGAGGCUCAGUAACUCUCAAUUAGAGGAAACUGGACCCAGCAGACAAGUCCAGGAAGAAGACUGGCCUUCAGAAGUCUCCAACACGCCCUGUGACCUGGACAACUUGCAGAUGUACAGCCAGAACAUUCUGAAGUUGAGGGAGCAGGUAGACGACACCCAGAGGCAGGUAGCCUCUCUCGGGGGAGAGCCGCGGCAGGCUGACCCUCUCAGAGUGGAGCAUGUCAGGGAGCUGCACGGUCAGCUGGGGACGCUCAGAGCCAAGAUGCACCGGAUGGAGACGUUAGAGAAGUCCUUCAGCAAGAGGCAGCUAGAGGCACAGAAAACACAGCAACAAGAGGAGCUUUUGAAAAAGCAGUUGGAAGAGGCCUUGCACGAGCAAAAGAAAGUGAUAGACGAACUCGCCCUUUCUCGGGAAGGCUUUGAAGAAAUUCUCUUGGCCAAAAACAAAGAGCUGCAAUUGACAAAGGAGGAGAAUGAAAAGGCCAGGGCCCAAAAGGAUGAAGUAGUUACACAAGUGACGGAAGUUUUGGAGAACGAGCUUCAGUGCAUCAUCUGCUCCGAGCUCUUCAUUGAGGCGGUCAUCCUGAGCUGCGCUCACAGCUUCUGCAGUCACUGUAUCAAGCAGUGGCGCAAAAAGAAAGACGAGUGUCCCAUCUGCCGACGGGCCAUCCAAUCUCAGACUCGUUGUCUGGCCCUGGACAACUGCAUCGACAGCAUGGUGGAAAACUUGAGCCUGGACAUGAAGUCGAGGCGACAGACCCUCAUUGCUGAGAGGAAAGCAGCUGACUCCGCUCAGGUGAUGGUGAUCCACGACGACGACAGCAGCAGCAGGAGCAGCGACAGCGACAGCGACAGCAGCCUGCUGUCCAGCGACAGCAGCCUGAGCUCGCUGGUCUCUUUGGAAACGGACAGCAGCAUGAACCCGGACUCCAGCGUGCUCUACAGUUACUCUGACGAAAGUGUUGAUGAGUUUGAGGAUUAGCACCUUUUUCUACGGAGGUUUACGCUAAGUUUGGUCUCAUGAGUCCAUUAACCAGAAUUCCUUUUUUUGUAACGUCAUCCGAUGUCUUUUUGUCAUCCUUCUCAACAAAAGGAUUAAAGUUUUUUUUCCUUCGCACUUUUACAGCCACAUGUUGACUUUGUCCACACAUUGAUUCGUUGUGUUUACACUUCAUAGGAAUUAGUAAACCUGAUGUAAUCAGAAAUCACACCUACUUCACAGUACAAGUCUUUGGUGAAGCCUGACUUCAUAAGUGGAAGUUUGAGAUGGAGAUUGGCAGCUAGACGACAAACCUUUGCUGGCAGUGAAAGGAUCAAACCAGUGUUUUUGUUGUAAGAGGUGUGACUUUAGAGACAACUAUUCCAGGCUGUGGGUUGGUCCACUACUUUGGUCCAGACUAAAUAUCCUAAGAAGGCGAGCCAAAGAAAUUCUAAGUCGACUAACACUCCUCCGAUUUUGUCGACUAAUCAAUUAGAACUGUAAAAUGGACUUUCCCCUCGAAGAAUCACACAAAAGCACCACGUUAAAUCUGUGAUUACCAGAGACGUGCUCAUAGGUUUCUUGGAAAAUAAGACAUUCAGCUUGAAAAUAGCAUGAAAACAUAACUUCUGUGAGCGCACAGUAGGAAGUGGUUAAAGCAUACACAGUGAAGUCAGACACAAAUAGUUUGUCGCAAAUUGGCAACUUUGCUUUUGUUUUUACGGUGAACAUUUUACCGUAUACUCUGAAAACUUAGCACUUACGGAAUAUUUGAUUUAUAGUAUAUUAACAUCCUGUAAUCCAUUAUUUUUGUUGUUCAAAAGGUGGAUUUCCCUUCGUCUCUUAAUGUAGGAACAGCUUGCCAAAUCUUAUUUUUUUAUAUUAGAACAACUGUGUAAGAACUACUAUUAGUAAUGUGACAAUAUUGUAACUCCAUAAACAUGACCAAACUCACUGAACCACCAAAGACGUUUACAGUUAGUUCGUUGUUGUUAUAUUCAAUGUUUCUUUCUGUUGCCCAUCUGGGAGUUGCCUCGCCCGGCAAACGAGCUGUAGUGCUUUGCCGAAAGGCUCCCGGGCCGAUCGUUAAUCACUCCCUUUGGCGACACUCCAGAGUUCAUCUUGUGUCACGCUGGUCCUCCUGACACAUAAACAACUGAAUCUCGUAAGACAAUGUGAGAAAUGUUCAGUAAAUUCACUUUAUGAUGGCGAAGCAAAGGGUAAGCUGUACGCGUGUUUAUCUUUCAUUUUUCUGAAGUGAGGCGAUAUCCUUCAGUCAAUCAAGAUUCAUGUAAAAUACAGUCACGGGCAUCACUUCACUCAUUCGUGCCACUGCUGUGAUACUUUAUGUAACUCCUGCCAAGUUAAUGCUGUUUGUAAAAUAUAGGUUAUGAUCGUCAAUAACUUUACACAUUACCCAUGUAGAUCUCCGUGUCACUACUGGAGUGUGUGUGGCGAUUAAAAACAGAUUUGACAUCUUGGAAAGGAACUUCA